AUGGAGAAGGAGCCACAAGCCUCUUCCCCUAUAAAGGCGAUCCACUUCGCCACAUACCACCUCAAAGCACCUCUUGAGCGAACAAGAGAUACCAAGAAGAAACUUCUUCCUUACCUUGAAGCAGCCGACCUGGAGACGUCUAGCCAAGCCGCAUCAUACCAAGAAGAGCACCUUCUAGCCACACCAGAAGAGGAGAUUGACCCUGAGCUGAUCGAGUUCGUGAAGAGAGAUCAAUUCCAUGAUCUGUUUUCAGAGUAUGCGCUGGAGCACAUAGAUCACUUUGACAAUCUUUGUGAUUCCUAUGGAGUUUUUGACUUUGAGAAGAAGAUGAUGCUAUUCAGCACAUCACUAGCUGGAGCACUAGAUUUGCAAAGAUGCCACCUUUCAAAUCCAAUACCAUCAUACUCUCAUCAGCUGGAGAGAGAGCGUGACGAAGAAGAAUAA
Messenger RNA from Microthlaspi erraticum, 444 nucleotides. NCBI's taxonomy places the organism in Eukaryota, Viridiplantae, Streptophyta, Magnoliopsida, Brassicales, Brassicaceae. The record is from the annotation of a GenBank genome assembly.